UUCCUCUUUCAAUCUUUAUUCUCACCACUGGUCAAGGCACGCUGUGUACUGACUAAAUUUUUAUCUUGUACUCAAAUAAAGGCUAACCUAAACCUAGAUUACAGGGCUGAGUUGCCUGAUUUUUAAAUUAUUUUUGAUUUAUUUAACAGAAGAACAUGAAGAUACAAGGUUACACAUUGAACGGCAUUAGCAUACAAGUUUCAAGGAAUGUUUCAAGGAAAAAGAGAUUGAGAGAUAUGAAAACAUCAGUGGAGAAGUUCAGUUUCUGACCUUCAGCAGUUUUGGUGCCAGCCAACAGCACUGUCCCCAAGGUGACAAGAGAAUUAUCUGUGCAACAUCUUUGCUGGGUUUUGGCCUGAUUUUACAUCCAAAGAGCUUAGACUGGACUCAAGAAGGUUUAUGGAUUCCUUCAAGCUCUGUGGACAAGGCAGCAGCCAUUUCUCUGCUUGACCCAGAGGCUGUGGCUGUGGUUUCAUGAUCUUUCUAACACAUGGAAACCACCAGUGUCUGACAUCCAGGCUGUUCACUACUUUGCUGCACAUUUCUGCAGACCCAGCUAUCAUUUUGCCAUUCAACCACCAUCACUACAAUGUCAGGCAGCAGCCUGUCCUUAUGUGGGAUUAGGUGAUGCUGGAACCACAGCUGCAACCUUCAAAAGAGGAACUUAUGAGGAUGCUUAACAGCUGCAUAACCCAACAGAACCAUUCCUCCAAUGGCACUGUGCUGGACUCCUCAGAGAAGCUCCACGCUGUUCUGAUAGUCCUGUACAUCAUUAACCUGGCUGGCGGCACCGUUGGGGUCAUCAUGAUGUCCCAGCAGUUGUUUCAAAGGAGAUCCCAAUCUGUGAUGACCAUCAUGAUCAUCAGCCUCCUGGUGCUGCACAGCUUCAUGCUCCUCAGCAUCCCCUUCCGCCUCAGCUACUAUAUUUUGGGGGAGUGGAAAUUCGGGAGGUUCGCCUGCAGGCUGGCGAGCGCCAUCAUCUACCUGCACAUGUACGCCACCUUCGCCUUUUACGCGGCCAUCAUCGUAGCGCGCCUCCUCCGCCUGGAGUUUUGCAAGUGCUACACCGCGGCCUGGGUGGGGGCUGUCUGGCUGCUGGGAGCGCUGGUGGUCACGCCUGUUCUCCUCUCCUACUACGGCACCUCGAAGACUUACCGCUCCUGCGAGUGCUUCCAGUUCCACAGGGAGCUGCAGGAGGCUCACAUGGUGAUCAUGAACUACUGCCUGGCUGGGAUUUUGGUGGCAGCGUGUGCUGUGCUCACCGGAAUCCAGCUGACUGUGAUCUAUAGAAUAGCCAUGAAAUACUGGCCUGACAUUAACUCUCACGUGGAAUUCAGGGCUCAGGCGAAGAGUUUCUUCUUCAUCUUGGUAACAUUAGUCUGCUUUAUGCCUCAUCAUGUGUUCAGAGUAUACUACAUCCAAAACUACGACCUUGAUAAAGACCAUAAACUACUCCUAUACAACGAGGUUUUUUUAGCUUUAACAACAAUGUGCUGCCUGGAUAUGUUGUGCUUCAUAGCAGGAAUAGCCCACUGAAGUGUGAGCU
Passer domesticus (house sparrow) is the source of this 1546-nucleotide messenger RNA. RefSeq names its product probable G-protein coupled receptor 141. Gene Ontology annotation, cellular component: membrane. Lineage: Eukaryota; Metazoa; Chordata; Aves; Passeriformes; Passeridae. The transcript is spliced from 3 exons. Gene Ontology annotation, molecular function: oxysterol binding; G protein-coupled receptor activity. Gene Ontology annotation, biological process: G protein-coupled receptor signaling pathway. The record is from RefSeq and is a predicted model, not a curated record. The coding region runs from base 628 to 1536 and encodes 302 amino acids.